AUGUACAAAUGGGGUCUUCUAGUUCACGGAUCAGAUUCAAGCAAACUCUCACAGGACGGUCGAUUGUGUGCGACACCGUUCGACUCGGUCGAUCUGGUUAUAUCUGAAAAUGAUAAGCCGGAUCGAAUAUCACCUAGAUCGGUUGAUAAAAUAUCCGCACUUCGGGUGAACAAUGCUCGUCUCGUCAUAUUAACCGCACGUCGUCGAACCUCGACCGCUGCUGUGGACAUACUACUCGUUCGGGGAGAAGUGGACGACAGUGCUGUAGUCAGUUUUGCAACUGAGUCAGCGGAAGAUCCCGGCGCGAUUGACGGUGUGCUUGUGCCACCAGCGACCUCGGUACCGACGGACGGUGGACGUUCCACACGUUCUCCCCGUCGUGGUUUAAUUGAUCUGAAAAUAAGUAAUGGGCGAAAAUUUGCUAACAAUACCGGAGAGGGGGGAGGUGUCAGCUACGCCGGCCCCGAAAGAAAAUAA
Molecule: messenger RNA, 477 nt
Organism: Echinostoma caproni
Lineage: Eukaryota; Metazoa; Platyhelminthes; Trematoda; Plagiorchiida; Echinostomatidae
Source: the annotation of a GenBank genome assembly